Molecule: messenger RNA, 1167 nt
Organism: Naegleria lovaniensis
Lineage: Eukaryota; Heterolobosea; Eutetramitea; Acrasida; Naegleriidae
Exons: 1
Coding region: 1-1167 (388 amino acids)
Source: RefSeq, a predicted model, not a curated record
AUGGGUAAUAUCCAUUAUAAACAUGGCCAUCUUCAUUCUCAUCGAUGGUUGUUCAAGCACAAACGAGGUCAACAUCACCAAGAUGGCACCGCUUCAGAAGUGGCAUCGUCGACCAAUGCAACAACAACAACAACAGCCAACAACACGAACAAUUCAUCAUCGAUGGGAUUUGCAAUGGUAACGCAAUCAGCACCUGAACUACACCAUGUAGUGAAUCAUUUGCCUCUUCUUCUUCAUGCUAAUACUUCCACUACUAUCGUUGAUAAUCAUCUAGAUCAGAUGGAAGAUGGUUCAACACCUCAUGCCGCGACCAAAUUGAAUUACAAUACUGGCAUCAUGAUGAUGGAACGUGGAUCCAACCUUGAGGCUAAAAAGAAGAAGAAACGAAGGUUUUUGUUACAAUGGAUGAAUAGAAAACACAGACAAGAAGAAGAAGAAGAGGAAGGUCAACCUUCUUCUCAACCACUGAAUAUGUCUUCUUCUUCUUCGUACUAUCAAGAUCCAACUCAUACUCAUGACAAUAUGAGCUAUAAUAGUUCAGGUUCCACGACGAAUACUAACAACAACAACAACACUCACAGCAAAUACCACAACAACAGUCAUAACCAUACUCAUACGAAUUCAGCAUCCUCCAUCGGUGGAACAACCAUAUUAACGAACACAGCAACGAGCGUGGCCAAUUCCAACACAACCACCAAUUCCUUGUCAUCGCCACCUCACAGCACGACGAGCAUUGCUGGUGUUGAAGCUAAUGAGCUCAUGAUGUUAUUGAAAGAUGAAAUUGGUUGGAAUCUCUUUUAUGAAUAUUGCGAUAAGGAAUUCUCAGCAGAAAAUUGUGAAUGUCUUGUGGAAAUUCAAAAAUUACAAAGCAAAAUUGCAAGAAUGAAUGGAAAGCAACGUCGUCAAUCGUGUCGAGAUUUACAUAAGAAAUACUUUUCUGGAGAGAGUUCUCAACAAGUGAAUAUUUCUGGACGAGCACGUCAAAUGACAAAAUCAGUGGCCAAUUCAAAAGUGAUUGAUUUAGAGACUGCCAAUGAAUUAUUGAUCCAACUCAGACGAGAAGUAGUGACCAAUCUAAGAGAUACAUUUUCAAGAUUUGUGCUCACUGAUGAAUACAUCAUGUGGAAGGAAAUGAUGUUGCAUCCAGAGUCCAUCUUUAAUGAGUAG